This is a messenger RNA of Myxocyprinus asiaticus (Chinese sucker), 6729 nucleotides long. RefSeq lists its product as uncharacterized. The transcript is spliced from 2 exons. The coding region runs from base 321 to 3242 and encodes 973 amino acids. The record is from RefSeq and is a predicted model, not a curated record. Lineage: Eukaryota; Metazoa; Chordata; Actinopteri; Cypriniformes; Catostomidae.
ACGCGCUCUGUACACGCAACCCCCAUCGUCUGCAAGUAUGCGCGGUCACGGCGGAGGAAAACACACAAUGUACACGAAGGUGGCGUGAAUAUAUUGAUCAGUGGAUGUUUUACACGCAUCAGUCGCUGUUUUUGGGAGGAGGAACAUUCACAUGCAAGGUCAACAACUAACAGCUUACCUUCAACCCUUUCAGCCCAAGCAAGAGAUCAUCACUUGUGGAGAUGCAGCCAAUGUUGAUUGCUUAUUAAUGUUGGUAUGAAAGUGUCUAACCAACAAGAACACACUUUGAACAUUGGGAUUGUCCACUUAAUGUAUUGACCAUGCGUUCACAACAAAGUUUCAUGGCAUUUAUGAACAAGGACAAAGCUUUACCCAGGAAAGACAAUGAUCGCUUGUGUUGCACAAAAUGCAGAUUUUCAACAAAAGACAUUGACGUGUUUGGGAGGCAUGUGACUCACCAUGAAGAGGUGACUUUCUCAUGUGCGCUCUGCAGCCACGUCUCCUAUUCUAAAACAGAGUCUCAGAAGCACGUCGUCACACAUACUGGCUCGUACCCAUACAGGUGUAGAUUCUGCUCCUAUGGAGCUGUGCGGAGAGACUACAUGGUGAAGCACAUUCAGCGUGUACACAAGAGUCAUGCAGAAGAAAGCUUCUUAAUGGAUUUUGCCUUAACCAAUCCGACUUGUGAACAACCCCCUCUCUCUGACACACACAGGAGUGCUGUUUGGUCUGAGAGAAAUGAGCAAUGUGUGAUUCCCAACACAGCUGGUCAAUCGAAAGCAAAUGCACAUGUCGAGUACCCUAGUAGAAGUCAACCCAGUGGCAGUAUAUCAUCUGUUAUUGGUAAAUCAGUGAGCCAAACCAGGAAGAAACAGGCCCGUAUGACCUGUAGUACGUCAAUGCAGUGCGUCACCAACACAACACCUUUCAUUCCCGUUGCUAAGUCACAGUUCACAGGUUCUGUUUCUAGCAUAAAUAACUCGGUCAGCAACUCUUUGCAAGUGCUUCUAAAAUCACGAGAGGAAAAUGGCAAUCUAUCAAAUGCUGUGCUCAGUGGAGAUGGUCAAAAUAGAAAAACAAUUGCAGAAAAGCCCAUUCAGAAAGCUGCAUUCCCAAGAAUCCACACUGGUGGUACAGAAUCACUUGUGCAAGGUCAAAAGGUAAUCCAAUCAAAGGUUGUUCCCAGAAUCCAGGUGACAUUACCUGCUGAAGUUAACACCCCUCUCAGACCGCUUCUUAAUGCGCCAGUGGGAGCAUUAUACCAGAGGAGCGUUCCAGUCCACAAUGUUCAAACUGAUCAGAGGGCCAGUCAGACCACAACAGGGACAAACAUUCUGACAGCACAGAAAAGGAGUUUGGUUGCAGGACGUCCCAACGGUCCAAUCAGACCUUCUGAAAGAGGUCCAUUGCCCUCCAUACAGAAGGCACAAACUGCAGAAAACGGCAAUCAGCCCAAAGUAGGAUCGUCAGCUGAGAAGUCAAGUCAUCUAUCCAAUGUACAAGUGGAACUGUUAGCACCUUUGAACCAGCCGAUUCAACACAACAAGCCCUUGACUGUAUCAUGCCCAGAGGAGAUCAAUAUUCCUGCAGGCUGUUUGGUUGAAUUAGUUGAGGUGAAAAAUGUCAAUGGGACUCGAGAGCUGGAGCUACGGAUGAUCCCACCCAACGGACUUCCACAAGACCUGAGGAGCACUGUGAACGGACCUUCACCAGUUGCUACCACAGGCAAGCUUUCGUUCAAAUGUCAAGUUGCUGCUGCCAAGGGGUGUACAGUCAGUCCAUCAAAGUCUUUAACAUCUUACAAGGCAAAACAGCAGCCACGUUUAGCAUGCACUGCUGUUCAGAGCACCACAAAAACAGUUCAUCCUCAAUACAAACCUCCAUGUUCUUCAGGAACAGCGGCCCAAAGCCUGAACAAGCUGAACCUGAAACCCAACGGUACUGUGUUCAAACCCUCAGUGGCACUUCAUGACAUUGUCACGCUUGAGGGUACAGAAUUGAGUUCUGGAGGCCUUCCAGUGAUUUCUUCAGUUUAUUCUCUCUGUCCUACACCUGCAUCAUCGCAAAGUAUCUCUCAAUCCAUGCCAGAACAUCUCAGCAGGUCCUUGCAAACAAAUGGACCUGUAAUCAAGCUACAGGGAGAGUUCAAAAUGCUUUCAGAUCCUGAAUGUGUACUGAUAGGAACAAAAAAUUCCAAGGAUUACAUGAAGACAACAGAGCAGUCAGUUGUCUGUAGUUUUAUGAUUAAAAAUGAGGAGGAAUCUGAGGAGAAAUACAAAGUGGACGUGUUGGGGCUCAAAGAAACAAAGACAGACCAUGAGUGUAUUGAAGAAGCCGUGAUAUUUCAGACUCGCAGUGAAGAUAAACUUGUGCUUGGAAAAGCAGGGGUCAUGUUUGAGAAAUGUUCCAAUCCAAACACAAAUUAUUUGAAAGAAACCAAUGUUUUGCAAGAAAGUUCAAAAAUUAUGAGUCCUUUGACAGUUGCUCAACCAUCGGUUAUGCCAAAGCAGGGCAAAGGGAACAUUUCAAAGCAGGGCAAGGACAACAUUUCAGAUCAGAACAUGGGAAAUGCUGAAUCUGGGAGCGACAUUGAUGGCCAACAAUGUUCCCAAAGUUCCCAAGCUUCCCUCAUGUAUCCUAAAGUAUCUUUGGUGAGGAUUCCCAAUUCACUGUUCAAACCCACGAAGAACCCAGAGGUACCGACACAGGAGCAGAGUUUGACGGCACGACCUGUUCUCUGCUGCAUGCGAAUCGAGAGGAAUGUGUCUAGUGGUCCUGAAGGAGCCAUUAAGCUGAUAUUAAAGAGAGAUUUCCCUGAAAGUAAAGAGAAGAACCAAGACUAUGAUGCACCUCCACGUAAGAAACAUAAAAAGGGAAAACGGAAAACAAAAAAACACAAGUCAUCAUGGGGUGUGAUGGGCUGCCAUUAUUUCUUGACUAAAGGUCAUGGACAACUGAGGUUAACUCCUCUGAAAGAAGAUCAGCUUGUCAAGCUUCCUGGUCCAAACCAACCUGUUGUGGUUCUGAAUCAUCCAAAACCUUCAGUUCAAAUGGUCAAUCUUGGUGUCCAAUCCCUGAAGAACUUUAAGUGGAUACACUCGGCUCCUCACACGCAGGGAAAAAUGGAAGAACCAGCAAGCAAACAGCCGUCAUUCAAGAUGAAACUGAGGAAAGUUCAGGGACAGAAGUAUCAAGUCAUCGAGUUUGUUCUGAGAGGGGUCACAGAAAAACUGCUCUUGUGAACAUCAAAUUUCCCUUCUAGAAUUCACUUUUGUUUCAUACUUGUUGCAAUUUUUAUAAGUGUAAUUUUAAAUCCUACUUGUGUACAGUUGUGUACAGGUCAAUUUGUAUUUAUAUGCCACUAAAGUAUUUUUUGGUUUGUUUUAAAUUCUUUUCAAGAAAGCUAUCAUUAUCACUGGAAAACUCUAAAAGUAUUGUUGCCAUCCCUGUUUGUUUGAUUGUCCGAAUGUAAACUAUCAUUCUUAAGAACAGCUCACACUGCCCCAAUAAAUGCCAACAUUCUAAGGCCACAUCCACACUAAUUUUUUCAAGUUUGAAACCAAAGUAGACAUAGUGGAGAUCAUUUUCAAAGGUCUCUGGUUCAUUGGAGGAAAAUGCUAUCCCAGUGUGGAUGAAGCCUAAAGUUGGCUGUUGGAUUUAGAAUGUUGAGAAGCAAACCUUUCAUUGUCACACUGUUUCAAACAAACUCCAACAGGGAUUGUUGUGACAGUGUGAAUUGGCUGUUAAUGUCAAAGUUUUCAUGUUGAUUCAGAUAUUGGGAAAUGUGUUCGAGAAGAGUUGAGGUCUCAGCCUGAAACACGUCAUUCAAAGGUGUAUGCCGAAAAAGACUGAUUUUUAGAUCCUCUUUGAAGCCGGUGUCACACUAGCUAAUUUUCCAAAGAUUUUCAGGUGUAAGCUUCAUUAACCAUUAGGUGAGAGAUGGAGCGAGGAUUAGCAUCUGCCAGUGGGAGGUCGUUAAUCCCUUAACCGUCGGGAAUCCCUGCUGAGUUAAUGGUUCCAACAUCUGGAAAAGCACAUAAAAAUGGUUCUAAUAAAGUUGUUCUGUUGCCAAGGCAGGAUCUUGUGUUCUAGUCAAGUGACUAGUGAGCUUCUUCUGAAGAAAUGAUAAGACGUCAUGCUGAUCUGAACAUUUUUAUCAGUGAUUGCACUCAGUCACAUAUCGUCACAAAUGCAUUGUGUUUUUCCUGGGGUUCUCCUACACUAAAAUGACUAAUGAAACAAGCAGAGGCACUACAGUCUGUUUUUAUUGAAGGUAAUGUAUUUACUAAAAGCUGUACAGCAUAUGGACAUACGCAUUCUACGGCAAGCCUCGAGGGGAUAAAUACAUAAUCACAGACUCUCAAAAGGUAAAGUCACCCCAUGAAUCGCAUCUUAAAUCACUCUUGCAAUUGUUUAUGCUCAUGCGGUGCUCCUGUUAAUAUUUCGGGGAGCUUCACGUGACGGGGAAUCGGAGAGUUGUGGUGAGUCGGUAUGUUUGUCACCCCUCCACCAUUCUUAAUCGGCAAGUGUGUCGUACCUCUGCCUGAAGUGAGCGAGAUCUCAGUAAAACAGUCGUGUGACACUCCUGGCCAAAAUCCAGUUGUUUGGAGACUGCUGGUGUGACGGUGGCUUUAGGUGGACAUUGUUAGUUCAGAACUGAAUCGACAUUUUCUCAGAUAAUAUAUAAUUAGACGGAGCAUAUUUUAGCUAUGAUGGUUGUCAACUAGUUGGGUAAACAAAUAACUAAAAGUUGUUUGGGGGAUUUUCUCCCCAAUUUGGCAUGCCCAAUUCCCAAUGCGUGUGGCGGAGGAUAAAUCUCAGUUGCAUCCGAGACCGUCAAUCCAUGCAUCUUAUCAUGUGGCUUGUUGAGUGCAUUACCACGGAGACCUAGUGCAUGUGGAGGCUUCAUGCUAUUCCCUGUGGCAUCCACGCACAACUUGCCACGCAUCCCACUGAGAGCGAGAACCACAUUAUAGCGACCACGAGGAGGUUACCCCAUGUGACUCUACCCUCCCUAGCAACUGGGCCAAUUUGGUUGCUUAGGAAGCCUGACUGGAGUCACUCAGCAUGCCCUGGAUUUGAACUCGUGGCUCCAGGUGUGAUAGUCAGCGUCAAUACUCGCUGAGAUACCCAGGCUCAUUAACAUGAAAGUUUGAAUAAUUUUGAAAGAACGGAAGAAGUCUCACAUACUGUUCUAGCUUGCACAUCUUUAGCAACAAAACCUUCAGGCAUGUAGGCUUUUGACUGAAACAUUGCAAGAAAUUAUUUUCAAGUUCUGAAAAGUGUUUGCAGAUACCUGUAAGGGGCUAGAGGUGAGGGCGGGGUCAGAGCCUCGUCAGCCUGUCAGGACCAUGUGCAUCAUUGCAAAGAGAAUAUGCAGGACUUUCUUAAUGUACCUUCCUGUGACCACUUGGGUAUGAGAGGGGUUUUUGUUUGUUUAAAAACAUUUAUGAGAUUGUGAAAAUCAUCUGUGCCAAUAUGCUGUAGUAAUUAUAGAGAGGAUCAGAACUGCAGUCUGAUAUUAAAAGAAGAGGUUUAAACAUUGCACUAACACUGAUGUCUGCUAUACAAUGAUUUGUAUUCAUGUCGUGCUUGUCAUGGUCAUUUCAAACGGAAUAUAUUUAGAGGUUCACUAAUCUUCACAUGAAGGAAAUCACCUGAAGGUAAUACAUUGUUACUAAAAAUGAAAUCAUUUCAAACAUGUACUAUACAGUGAUGCUUAAGAAUAUAAUACGAAAAUAAGAGAAUCCACAAAUGCUCUGUACUCAUUUUGUUUGUUGGGUGAAGCUUUGUGUUUUGUGAAAUCCAAACGUCUGAUGUUGUGCUUAUUUUUAAACAAACUUUUGUCUGUAUUUGACUGUAUAUUGAGCAUUUCAGUGCAAACUACAGCAGAACUGUAGACUUAUAGCUUGUACAUACAAAAUAUUUCAGUUGUAAAGUGUACAGUCAUUAAACUGUUUAUGAUUUGUCAAACUUUUAACUCCCUUUUUAAGUCUACCUCAGAUGACCACACUAUUUUUUUAUUUAUUUUUUAAUCCCCUUUUCUCCCCAAUUUGGAAUGCCCAAUUCCCACUACUUAGUAGGUCCUUGUGGUGUAGGACAAGUCUCAGUUGCCUCCGCUUCUGAGACCGUCAAUCCAUGCAUCUUAUCACGUGACUCGUUGUGCAUGACACCGCGGAGACUCACAGCAUGUGGAGGCUCAUGCUACUCUCCACGAUCCACGCACAACUCACCACAUGCCCCAUUGAGAGCGAGAACCACUAAUUGUGACCACGAGGAGGUUACCCCAUGUGACCCUACCCUCCCUAGCAACCAGGCCAAUUUGGUUGCUUAGGAGACCCGGCUGGAGUCACUCAGCAUGCCCUGGAUUCAAACUCACGACUCCAGGGGUGAUAGUCAGCGUCAAGAUUCGCUGAGAUACCCAGGCCCCCUAGAUGACCUCAGUAUUAAACUUUUCACAUUUGACAUGUAAAGUUAAUGGCAUAUGCCUGUGUUGUAAAAUGUAACUUUAGAAUAUGUGUCUGGAUUUUAGAUUAACAUUGAGUUAAUGUCAGCCCAUAUGUAGUGCAUUGUCUAAAGCUUCAGAAGCAUAUCUGAUUUUAAAUGAUUAUUUUGACACCAAAAUGAUCAAAUUAUUGAUUUAUUUAACAUCCGAUGUCUUCAGCUGUAAAGUGUUCUGUACAUUUGAGUCUGUACCAGUCAAACAUCAUUAAAAGUCUUUGAAGUCUA